Molecule: messenger RNA, 1894 nt
Organism: Magallana angulata
Lineage: Eukaryota; Metazoa; Mollusca; Bivalvia; Ostreida; Ostreidae
Product: protocadherin-16-like
Exons: 10
Coding region: 101-1714 (537 amino acids)
Biological process (GO): homophilic cell-cell adhesion
Cellular component (GO): plasma membrane
Molecular function (GO): calcium ion binding
Source: RefSeq, a predicted model, not a curated record
UGGAUAAAAUAAAAAUCGAAAUGAUUUCUUUAUUAUAGAUUAUGGAAUUUACAUUCGAGCACUACCAUCUUUGUCAUACGACAGAAGAAAUGUGUAUACGAUGACGAUAUCAUGUGAUGACACGAAAGACACAGUGACAUCAACUUUCAGAGUGUACAUUCUUAGGAAUUCGGCACCUGUAUUUACAAACUUACAAGCAUCAGUAAGUGUAUCCACGACCGCUACAGUGGGAACUAACGUCUAUACAGUGACGUCAUUCGAUGCUGAAAAUGACCAACUAUUUUACAACAUGUCAUGUAUUCCAGACCAUUGCCCUUUCACAAUCUUUCAGUCUGGUGAUGUUCGAGUUUCUUCUGACCUUCACGAUGUCAAUGUGACCGGAUAUGACCUUUACAUCUAUGUCUAUGACGGAAUAACUUUAGUUGGACCUAAAACCCUCACAGUAAUAUUCCCAUCAUUAAACUCCGCACCAGUCAUUAUCAAUCUACCCUUGAUGUCUGACGUCAUAGUGGCUGAAAACGCGCCUCUUGGAUCCUCGGUGUUCCAAGUGUCCUAUACAGACCGUAAUAUUGGGGAUAGCCACGUGAUCACUGCUUCUUUUACCCCAACGUCAGGAAGCAGCCUUUACAGUAUGAACACAAGUAGUGGACUGAUUUCCACCUCACCAACGGUGAACAUUAACUACGAAACGUUGUCUGUGACGUCAUAUUUGAUUCACGUUAUGGUGUAUGAUGGGAUUGCGUAUACAACAAGUUCUCUAACUGUUACAAUAGCUGACGUCAAUGAAGCCCCGUCCUUCUCCAAAAACCUCUACUACGCCAAUGGCGAUGAAGGCUCAGCAGGUACCAGUUUCGGAACGCCUUCCUUUGACGUGAAUGACCCGGACGCACUUUCAACUCACACAUACAGCAUUGGGUGUCCUGAAUUUGACAUUGAGAAAAACACCGGAGAACUUAUAUUAGCGGUGGACUACGACCUUGACAAAUCCACCAACCCGUCCAACGUCACGUGUGUAGUGACGGUAUCAGAUGGUGACCUUAUUGGCACCGCCACUGUUGCUAUAACAAUCAAUGACGUCAACGACAAUGCGCCAUUUUUUGGUCUUCCAUCGUACACUUUUUACGUGUCCCGAACCUCAGCACACGGUACUCAGCUGGGGUCAAUCAGUGCAACAGACAGAGACGCGGGAGAGUACGGGGGAAUAACCUAUGCACUGGACCAGGCAGUCCUGGGUUCUGAGUAUUUCAGCGUGGAUUCUACCGGGGGCGUGUAUGUAAAGCAGAGUCUGGACUCGUUUUCAGCCGGACAGGCCCUGUCCCUCACUGCUACCGUCACAGACACAGGGGGGUUGACAGACUCUGUUGCCAUCACAAUAGUAAUUAUCGAGACUACCACAGUCGCCAUCCCAACCACCACUGACCGCCACAUCCGGUUUCUGGAGGACCCCCGUAACGUCGCCUGGCUGUCUGCGUCUUGUGCUGUGUUUGGGGGACUGGGACUGUUCAUAAUAUACCUUGUGGCCCGAUAUGGAAGCAUCGCACAGCUCAAAAAGUGGUGCCGGAGAUCGCGCCCAUCUAAGACUGUUCCAAGGGAUUCACAAACCUUCAGAGAUGUAGAGCGAAAUAACAGAACCAAACCAGAAUGGAGGGGCAAUGACCGGAAGUACCGAUCCCUGCAUGAGCAACCCUGGACAACGUCCAUCCAAAUGAACUGAAAAGGACAUGGAGCAGUGAUCAAUUCAGGCGAAAUAAAACUGUGCAAAUUACGAAAACCAAUCAAAAUUUUAAUCCAAGAAAACCUUCGCUAAACUAGAAUGUAAAAAUCUUGAAAAUGGCUAUUUUCAAAAAUAAUGUUUAAACAUUUAUGUCAAUAAAAGUUUCCAGACAGCAUUUCA